This is a messenger RNA of Aspergillus ruber CBS 135680, 654 nucleotides long. RefSeq lists its product as uncharacterized. Bases 204 to 548 code for a protein of 114 amino acids. Lineage: Eukaryota; Fungi; Ascomycota; Eurotiomycetes; Eurotiales; Aspergillaceae. The transcript is spliced from 2 exons. The record is from RefSeq and is a predicted model, not a curated record.
CACUUGAUCCAGCCAAUCAGUUGUUCCUGCGCCCUCAUUUCCCAAUCCUGCAUGACUCCACACCAUCUAGAAGGGGCAUUAGUUGCCUGUUCUUAUAGCAACUAGCACAGAGCACAGUGUACAAGUCCUCUGUACUUGGGCAGAACAUCCUUGAUCUGGCUCGUCGGAAAGUAUCGUCAUGGUGGGGCAGAUACGGUACAGUAAUGAUUACGGUAUCGAUGAAUCCUGUCGUUUCGGUGGAUCCGCAGAGCAAAAGAGAGAGAAAAAAAAAAAGUGGGAAUGCAAAAGUCGCUUUUCACAGCGAUCGAUGCGCUUUUGUACGUUUUUGCUUGUAUUUCAACUUCCACUCCCCUCUUCUUAUUUUCUUUCUUGACUUUUGGUUUUGGAUCUGGAUAUUGCCGGGCCUAUACAAUUUUUCUCUUAUUCUUCACUCUUUGUACAUUAGCCAAUCCCUCCUCAGAAUCUCCGCCCAACUAACUAAUCUCCUUGCCCCGGCGUUUCUCCUCUUUCGUCCCCCCUGGGAGGAUUCCUUUCGUUGCCGCCUAUAAGUCCUACUACUAUUGCGCCCGACCGUGGUGUUUCACUUUAAAGCCUCCCGCCAUCGUUUGACUCAGUCAAAGCAAAGUAUUCCUACGCAUAUAAUUACAACACCUU